Messenger RNA from Plenodomus lingam JN3, 159 nucleotides. Lineage: Eukaryota; Fungi; Ascomycota; Dothideomycetes; Pleosporales; Leptosphaeriaceae. The record is from RefSeq and is a predicted model, not a curated record.
AUGUUCGAUGAAUCAAAACACUACACUGGCAUCUUCCUCAAGCCUUCUGAAUACGCCCACAAUGCAGCCCCAGGUCUCCUUAACAAGACAAGCAACUCAGACGGUUACAAGGCCCUGGAAGAUGCAAGACUAUAUUUUUCCCAAACCCCCCCCCUUUAG